AAAAAAAAAAAAGUCCUGACUGGUCAUGCUGCCCCAGUUUGGACACGUCCAGUGCUUGAGCACACUCGCCACAUUUGUCGGCUACGCGGUCACGCGAGGGACCUGAGGAGGGAGGCGCGCGCCACCCCGGGGGUCCGCUGUUCGAUCGCCGCUUCAGCCGGCCUCGCCCCGGCCGCAGGGGGAAGACGACACGAGAACAUUCACGGGAUCGGGUGGCUUAAGAGGUGAACGGGUGGACGCAAUCGGGCCGAAAAUGUGGACGAAAUCAAGUCAUCUCGGGUGACUGCUCGGUCAGGAUCGUGUUAAGAUUGCCGUGACGGAGCUUUGUUGGAGGGAUUGCUGCUUUCGAGCGCUUUAUUCGCAGGUGCCAUCGAGACCCAGAAGACAGAAGGUUGUCCUCCCCUCAGCAUGAUCAUUAAGGACAUUGCCCGCCAUUACGAGUGAGUACAUCAGGAUGACCGAGGGCCCAGGGCCAGGAGGAGAAGUCAACGGAGUCGAGGCCGAUGCCAUCCUCCAUGCUGUGGCAAACAGUGACAAGGCCCGAGAUUUACAUCCAGGUUUUGUCCAAGGGUUGUUGGGGGAUGACCAAGACUUCAACGUUCCUUCAGUUUUUGGGAAGGAAUACCUGCUGGAUGGAAGACCGCUAACUGAAAAUAACGUUAACGAUUGUCAAAAAGAUAACGGCUCAUACAUGGCUAACUCAAAUCAGAUUAAUCUCUCCCCAAAAAAGAACGAGAUUGACUUUCCAUCUCGUGUCGACUCUAGUGUGUCCCACAUACAGUCAAACUGUGCAAGCAGUCAAAUCCCCAAUGGCGCGAGGGCGAAAGAGUCACGCUUUGCCGGUUCUGAAACAGAAAUGGAUCAGGCGCAACCAUCAUCCAACCCCGAGGGCAGCCCAGUUGCGGUCGAUUCGUUAUCUGGUAGAGCGGAACCUGAUUUAGUCAUCGAAGUUGGCGGUCAGACGAUCAAUGCUCACAAGUCAGUCCUGGCUGAAAAGAGCGACUACUUUAAAGCUCGGCUGUCGCGAAACAUCCUCAAAGUGAAAGGCGUGAGCUACAAGACUUUGUCCACCUUGAUCGACUAUGUUUACACUUCCCAAAUGAGUGUUUCUAAGGACAAUGUUGUAGAUGUCAUCACAGGGGCCAAAAUCCUCCAGAUCCCUUGUGCCGUCCAGGCAGCCAUGGACCGCAUGACCCAACAAAUCACUGCGGGGAACUGCUACGAGAUCCUGAGCAUCGCCAAAAAGCAACGACUUAGUGAACUGAAGGAGACCGCCUACGGGUUCAUGAGCGAUAACUUCCUCCAGAUCCUCAAGGACCCCUGUGUGUACGGGCGUCUGACCGGGUCCGAGCGCGAUCUGGUCCUGAAGAAGAGAAUGGACGGGAGGAAGACUCUCAUGGCCGCGGAGAUAAACGACGCCUUUGAACGUGUCGGGAGCCGACCGCCGAGUCGCUGCGGAAGCCGCCCUCAGAGCCCCUUGUCCGUGGGGUCUCUGGAGGAGAGUCACACCAUCUACUCCUUCAGCGAAGAGGCCAACGACUGGAUAGCUUUGACUGCCAUGCCUGAGGAUGUCAACACUAAAGGCUGUGGAAUGUGUACCAUGUACAACUACCUGUUUGUGGCAGGUGGGAUAAAGGGCUACGGGGACAAGGGGAAGGUAUCAGACAAGGUCUUCUGUUACAACCCCAAGACGAACCAAUGGGCAGAGAUCCGACCCAUGACGCAGGCUCGUGCCCAGCUGAAGCUGGUGUCCAUGGACGGGUACCUGUAUGCCAUCGGAGGGGAGUGUCUGUUUACCGUGGAAAAAUAUGACCCCCGUAUGGACCGCUGGACCGCGGUGGCUCCUUUGCCGAAAGGAGCCUUCGCGGUAGCUCACGAGGCCACGACCUGCAACGGGGAACUUUACGUCUCCGGGGGCUCGCUCUUCUACCGCCUCCUCAAGUACGACACCAAGAGGGACGAGUGGCAGGAGUGCCCGUACAACAACAGCAGGAAGAAGUCUACGGAUAUGGUGGCGCUGAAGAGUUUCAUCUACCGCUUUGACGUGACCCGCGAGCAGGGGAUCAACGUGUUCAAGUACAACAGCAUCGUGAAAAUGUGGCACGAUUGCGCCUCGCAAAGGCUCGGCAGCUCGUUGCCGUUCAGAUGCGCUGUCGUAGGCAACCGCAUCUACUGCGUGAACAAAAGCCAGACUCUGCAGUUUGUGGUCGAGGAGGAGAAGGCCUUCUUUGUGGAGGAGCCGCUGAGGGCGCCUCUCGAAGCCAAAGGCGUUCUCUUCCCUUUUGUGCUCACUUUGCCUGAAAAGCCUGAGAAAGUUCCGCCCGGGUGCAAUCCACAGUUGCAAAAUUGAAGAAAAAAAAAAAAGCAUACCACUUUCUCUUUCACUUUCUCUAGCGUGGCAACUGUCUGUAUCGGUGUGUCGUUGCCUAUUUCCAACUGAAUGUGUGUAUUGCAUGGCAAUUUAAUGGUUCUCCAGAAGCAAGCCUUAAAAAGGGAACUUUCAGUAUUGAGUGAAUGCAACAAUAUUAGUAUCACGAAAGUGACAGUAGAUGAGUAAUCCUGACUGAUGUUGUUUGGUGCACUUUUGUGUUUGGAUCAGAUGUUGUCGACACCAUGUGGACUUAUUGAAUUUUGGUUGCAAAAUGUGCCGAUGAUGUGCUCAUGUGAUGUGGUUUCUAUGCAAAUGAAACAGCUGUAGGGCUUCACUAUUGAUGACUGGAAUGUCAUUGAAUGCACACUGAGCAGUAUUUUACACAAGCGGGAAGGGACUAGAUUAUUAUAUUCACUCACCGUCCUCUUUCUACACCGUCGUCAUUGGAGUCCUGACUGAGUGGGCUUUCAAUACCCUGGACUGGUCGCCAGCCGAUCUGAGUAGCAAAAGUCACUAGAAAGCACAGAAUUAUUGCACCUGGUUGCCAGGUAAUUGUAAUUCGUAUACAGUGAACCCCUAAUAUGGGAAUGGACGGGGACCAAGCCCUGCUACGAAUAGCGCAAAUCUGUGAAUAAUGAUUGUCCUGUAUCGCGGUGGCAAAGCACUUAAAACAGAGCGGAUUGUUGAGCAUCAACACCGUGCUUCGAACAAGUACGCAAUCAUGAACUCAUUCUAUAAACAACUGAAUUCAGUCCUUAAAUUAUUCACUGCAAAACGCCUGUACACGAGGAUCAUCAAUAGUUUCGGCUAACAGAAAUAAUAUGCUAACUCAAACUGGAACGCAUUCCACAUGGGCAAACAAAUAUGCGCACUAGCACUUCAUACAAAUGGUAUCAAGUCAUUAAACACUCCUUUUUACACACAAAAAUUUUACACACUUGACUGUGCAUAACUAAACUAAACUGGACAUAUCAAAUGUUGAUUUAAAAAAAAAAAAAAAAAAAACCUCCACCGGCAAUAAAUUAAAAACUGUACUGUACUGUACUGUUUAGACCAGGGGUGUCAAAUAUAUUGUAGUUCAAAGGACACAUUUGAUGUCAGGUGGGCUGGAUCAAUAUGAUCACAGCCUAAAUAGUUUAUACUGAAAAUAAAAAUAUGUGCUUCCCUUAGUUUUAAUGCAAAGCUAUACAAAUACAUUAGGAACAUCCUCACAUUUAGUAAACAGCCCUUUAGUGGAUUUUAUUAGUAACAUGUUUGCUUUAGUUUUUUUGUUUACUGUUUGGAUCAUAACUGCCAAUAGUGAUUGUAUAUACUGAAUAGGCAAAAAAAACACAAGUCACAGGAACUGAAAAUGAAUAACAAUAUAAGAAAUCUCAAAAUCAUUCCCGACUCCCGUCAUCACAAAGUCUAUGUAUUUUUUUUCACGCACGUAUUCAUACUGCAGCCCGAUUGAAGCACCAAUCGGCUGUAUAUUUGACACCCCUGGUAUAAUAAAACAACAAUUCAAAAUCAUCAUAAUCUCACAUCCAUGUUUUAGGAAUGCGGGACAAAGCCAGAGUACCGGCCCGGGAGAAAACCCACCCAAGCAUGCGAAGAACCUGCAGACUCCAGACAGGAAGGUUGGAGUUGAGAUUGAGAUUGCCAGAACUGUAAAUCAGAUAUCCGAAUCGUUAGUUCAGAAAAGCACAUGGAUAUUUUUUUUCCUUACACAAUAUUUUCCAUACUUCAUAGGGGUAUGUUCCAACACUUAGUACAUUUGCCAAAGAGAAUGAAUUGUCUCAGUCAGGUGAACAAAUGACAAAUAGUUGUCCAUUUUGGGUGUGUGAUGCUCAUUUAAUUUUAUUUUUAUUGUAACCAUGUUGGCUGCUAACAAAGUCUUUCAGGGAAAGCUCAAAAGUCUGUGAAAGAAAACAAGCACAGAAGCCAGUUUAACUGCAGUACUCAAAGGUAAAAUCAAACGCCACAUUUCUCGAGUCAGUCUGCCAUAACCAUGAAGAUUCCCUGGUCUGUAUCAUAUCAUAUAUCCUGUAUUCUACAUGCUUAGUAUAAAUUUUAUUCUUUGAGAAGUCUACAAAAGUAUCUGUUUGCUACUGCAAAAGCACAAUGUGAGUUUAUAUAAGUUUAUACGGUAUAGUCCUGAAAGAAAAAAAUAAUAUUACUAAUGCGCUUCUGUUUCAUUGCAUAUUUUGGACAAACUGGAUGUGGUUUUGCUACUUUAGCUGGGAGGCUUUUUUAUUUUGUGCCACCCCACCCCGCUCAGUUUGGAAAUGUUGGAUUUGCAUUUGCUGCUGUGAUGACUGAUGAGUGCUGUAAUGCCAGGUAAAAACCUCCAGUGUAAAGUUUUUGGAAUGUGGUAACUCUUUAAGUGUUGGAUAAUGUUCAUCGGUCAAAACAAGUGCUUCGAAUAAAAUUGGUGUCUGAAAAUA
Syngnathoides biaculeatus (alligator pipefish) is the source of this 4797-nucleotide messenger RNA. RefSeq names its product kelch repeat and BTB domain-containing protein 11. Lineage: Eukaryota; Metazoa; Chordata; Actinopteri; Syngnathiformes; Syngnathidae. The transcript is spliced from 2 exons. The record is from RefSeq and is a predicted model, not a curated record. Gene Ontology annotation, molecular function: protein binding. Bases 455 to 2350 code for a protein of 631 amino acids.